This is a messenger RNA of Humulus lupulus (European hop), 1309 nucleotides long. RefSeq names its product probable UDP-arabinopyranose mutase 2. Gene Ontology annotation, biological process: plant-type cell wall biogenesis; UDP-L-arabinose metabolic process. The record is from RefSeq and is a predicted model, not a curated record. Gene Ontology annotation, molecular function: UDP-arabinopyranose mutase activity. The transcript is spliced from 4 exons. The coding region runs from base 71 to 1153 and encodes 360 amino acids. NCBI's taxonomy places the organism in Eukaryota, Viridiplantae, Streptophyta, Magnoliopsida, Rosales, Cannabaceae. Gene Ontology annotation, cellular component: cytosol; Golgi apparatus.
ACUUUCAAUUACAAAUUUCAGUCUUCACUUUAUCUCUCACUCUCUGUGUCUCUUCUCUCUGCCUUCAGCAAUGGCGGCAGUUUCUUCGGCCAAGCCCACUCCGAUCUUGAAAGAUGAGUUGGACAUCGUGAUCCCCACGAUCCGGAACCUUGAUUUCUUGGAGAUGUGGCGACCAUUUUUCGAGCCUUACCACUUGAUCAUCGUCCAAGACGGUGAUCCCUCGAAGACCAUCAAUGUCCCUGAGGGUUUUGACUACGAGCUCUACAACCGAAACGACAUUAACCGGAUUCUGGGUCCCAAAGCCUCUUGUAUUUCCUUCAAGGACUCUGCUUGUCGUUGCUUUGGUUAUAUGGUUUCCAAGAAGAAGUACAUCUUCACGAUUGACGACGACUGCUUUGUAGCCAAAGACCCAUCUGGGAAAGAGAUCAAUGCACUUGAACAGCAUAUAAAGAAUCUGCUGAGCCCAUCAACUCCGACAUUUUUCAAUACCCUUUAUGAUCCAUACAGAGAGGGUGCAGAUUUCGUCCGCGGAUAUCCUUUCAGUCUACGGGAGGGAGUUAUUACUGCGGUGUCUCAUGGUCUCUGGAUGAACAUUCCUGAUUAUGAUGCUCCUACUCAACUGGUGAAGCCUAGGGAGAGAAACACUAGGUAUGUAGAUGCAGUUCUCACAAUACCAAAAUCAACCCUCUUCCCCAUGUGUGGUAUGAACCUGGCCUUCGACAGGGAGCUCAUUGGACCAGCUAUGUACUUUGGACUCAUGGGUGAUGGUCAACCAAUUGGGCGAUACGAUGACAUGUGGGCUGGCUGGUGCAUGAAGGUCAUUUGUGACCAUUUGGGAUAUGGAGUCAAGACUGGUCUACCCUACAUAUGGCACAGCAAAGCCAGCAAUCCAUUCGUUAACCUUAAGAAGGAGUACCUUGGUAUCUUCUGGCAAGAAGAGACGAUCCCAUUUUUCCAAAAAGUUGCACUUCCUAAGGACUGCACCACUGUACAGAAGUGCUACAUUGAACUCUCCAAGCAAGUCAAGGAAAAGCUUGCCAAGGUUGAUCCUUACUUCGACAAGCUUGCAGAUGCUAUGGUGACAUGGAUUGAAGCUUGGGAUGAGCUUAACCCUCCUCAGGCUGAGGGAAGCUCUGACAAGGCUACCAAGUAAACUCAGUCUCUGUUUUUUUCUUUCUUGAAGCUCUGUCUAAGCUUAUAGUUAUUCUUUUCUUAACUUGCUAUAUUGCUAUUUGUUGUUUUUAAACGCUAUCGUUUUUGUCAUUAUUUAUUAUAUUUAUAAAAAUAUGAUUUGAGAAGCUUCAGAACC